Penicillium egyptiacum is the source of this 957-nucleotide messenger RNA. The record is from the annotation of a GenBank genome assembly. Lineage: Eukaryota; Fungi; Ascomycota; Eurotiomycetes; Eurotiales; Aspergillaceae.
AUGGAUAUCUCUGAUCAAACCGUGCAGAAGAUCCAGAAAUUCGCAGAAAAACGCCAAGAAGCAGAGCGCGAAUCGGCAAAAGAACCUCUCAGUGGAACUGCAUUGCAUCUACGUGAGCUCAAUUCCCUUGAUCUAACAGAAACGGGCACCGAUUCCUGGGCCCGCAUCUCCCAAGCCCGACGGGCCAAGAAAGCAUACGACUCGCUUCUCAAGUCCGAUGAUGAGCUCCCAACAACAGACUCGGUGUUGCCAUCACUUCUAGCCAUAGAAGAAACCGCACGGCUCGUUCAAGAAAACAAGGUUUCUGUCACGAUGACCGCGGAACAGCUGUCUGUGGACCGCGAGCGCCUGCGAGUCGAAGAGGCCAAUCUACGCGACUCGCAAUCAAUCGCAAGCGGACUGCGAGAGCGCAUUCAGAGAAUCCGCAACGCGAACACGAGAAAGGAAGAGCAAACUCCGUCGCAGCUGGCACGCGAACAGCUCGCCCUGCAGAAAAAGCAAAAUAAAGAACUGGACCGCGCGUCCACGAGCCUCAAGGUUUCGUUAGAUAAGUUCAUCGAUGAGACUCUUGCUCCAAUGCUUGCUGCCGAGGAUCUAGGCGGCCCGACUGUGGGCGAUGCUUUCGAAGUGUCGGAUGCUACACUGAAGGCGGGUUAUACAGCACACGGGAAGCCCAAGAAGCAGAAAGAGCCGACAGGAACAGGGGAUGGAUCACAGCAGCGGAUUGAUAAAUUUAUGAAACGCAACGCGGACGAGGCUCCCACAAACAAGAGGGAGGCAGCUGCGAAAGAGAUGCAUGGUCUUCUCGACGCUAUGUUGGAGGCUGAUUCCUAUAUCGAUUUGGAGCGCGACUCGGCGUCUUCGAGGUUCCUCGUGAGAGCCAAGGUCGCGCAGUUUCACCCUCGAGAUGCGCGGCGGCUUCGAUUAAUCGAUUUCGGUCGCUCACUUGGGAAUUGA